Homalodisca vitripennis (glassy-winged sharpshooter) is the source of this 1023-nucleotide messenger RNA. RefSeq names its product kynurenine formamidase-like. The transcript has 4 exons. NCBI's taxonomy places the organism in Eukaryota, Metazoa, Arthropoda, Insecta, Hemiptera, Cicadellidae. Bases 147 to 908 code for a protein of 253 amino acids. The record is from RefSeq and is a predicted model, not a curated record. Gene Ontology annotation, molecular function: arylformamidase activity.
CUCACUGUUUCAGUAUGAAUGGACAAUGGACAGAAUAUGGUGAUAUUAAAGUCGUUUGAGAACCGGUUUCUUUCUGGUCCUUUCACUAAACAAGUGGAGAAGGACAAACCUGUAAACACAGUUGAACAAGGUUUCUAGCUACUUAAAUGGAGACAAUGCUAGUGGCAUUACCAUUGCUCGUUCUGGCAUCCUCAGUGUAUGCAGCUUAUAUUGAUCUGACAUACCCCAUCAAUGCCGACACCUUGUACUGGUUCAAGGACAAGUUUGUGUUGACGCCCCUGGUGCGCCAGACUGAUCCCCAUUGGGUGGCCACCAACAAACUGACUACACCCGAACACGGAGGCACCCACAUAGACGCCCCCUACCACUUCAACCCCGAUGGCUGGAAAUUGGGACAGGUCCCUCUCAGUAGGCUGUUUAUGGUGGAAGGGGUGUUGAUAAACAAGACAGAAGCGGUCCAGAAGGAUCCUGAGUACCAGCUGACAGUGCAGGAUAUUGAGGAGUGGGAGAAAGAGAACGGUCCAUUGCCCAGUGGUUGUGUGGUGCUGGUGCUGUUUGGCUGGGGUCACAAAUAUCCAGAUCGCAAGACCUAUCUGGGACUCCAGGGCGAUGGAGACUGGGACAGGCACUUCCCCUCGAUCACUGGAGAGGCAGCCAAGUGGUUAGUGGACUCAGGCAAGGUUUACGGAGUAGGGACAGAUACUGCUUCACCUGACAGCAAGGGAAUCCCUAUUGUACACAAAACACUGACCAAGGAGAACCUCUACAUCAUGGAGAACCUGGACAUGAGCCAUCUGAAGGAUGUGCCUCCCAGAGGAUUCAAACUGGCAAUACUCCCCAUGAGGAUAGAGGAGGGAACCGGAGCUCCUGUCCACGUUAUCUUGGUCACCAAGGAGAAAACUGAUUAGUAAUUUCCAAAUGAUGGAAUGUAAUAGUAUUUGUAGUAUUAGAAUAGUUAAAAAUCAUAUAAAUAAUUUUUAAAAAUGUCUUAAUUACAUUUAAAAAUAAAUCCAAACUAUGGGA